Molecule: messenger RNA, 4558 nt
Organism: Hemicordylus capensis (graceful crag lizard)
Lineage: Eukaryota; Metazoa; Chordata; Lepidosauria; Squamata; Cordylidae
Gene: MAN2A2
Product: mannosidase alpha class 2A member 2
Exons: 23
Coding region: 563-4096 (1177 amino acids)
Biological process (GO): N-glycan processing; protein deglycosylation; mannose metabolic process
Cellular component (GO): Golgi membrane
Molecular function (GO): alpha-mannosidase activity; carbohydrate binding
Source: RefSeq, a predicted model, not a curated record
CCUCGCCCGCCUGCCUGCCUGCCUGCCUGCCGGGGAAGGAGGUCGGCGCGGCGCAGGGCCCGGCCUGCCGGCUGGCAACCACGGCGGCGGCGGCGGGCCAGGGCCGGCCGUGCUGCUGCUGCUGCUGCCUCUGCGCGUCCAGCGGGGCCGGCUGCUGCUGCCGCCCUUGCUGCGGGGCUGGAGGAGCCAAGGCGGCGGGCCUGCUCCGCGCGGGGAUGGCGGGGCCCUCGGGGCGCUGCCAGGCGGGCAGGCUCUUGCUGCUGCUGCUGCUGCCUGGCCGGGCGGGAGGCUGGGCUGGGCAGCAGAGGAGAGGCGGCUCCGGGCAGCCAGGGCGGGAGGGGCGGCGGCUGCGCUGCUGCUGCUGCUGCUGCUGACCUGGCCGGUGUCAGCCCGGGGGCAGCGAGCCGCCAAGCAGGGAGCCCGCCGGGCCGCGCGGGAGGCGGGGGCUUGGCCGGGGGCUGCCGAGUCGCGCCGCGCCCCCACCACGCUCCCCCCGCCCCGUCUCGGCUUGUCCUGCAGAUGCUGCUCGGGCAGCCCCGCCGCCGCCGCCGCCGCCGCCGGGAUGAAGCUGAAGAAGCAGGUGACGGUCUGCGGGGCGGCCAUUUUCUGCGUGGCCGUCUUCUCCCUCUACUUGAUGCUGGACCGGGUGCAGCACGACCCCGCCCGGCACCAGAACGGCGGCAACUUCCCGCGGAGCCAGAUUUCGGUGCUGCAGAACCGGAUUGAGCAGCUGGAGCAGCUCCUGGAAGAGAACCACGAGAUCAUCAGCCACAUCAAGGACUCGGUGCUGGAGCUGACGGCCAACGCAGAGGGCCAGCCGGCCGUGCUGCCCUUCCACAUGCCCAAUGGCUCCUGGGUGCUGCCCCCAGAAAGCCGGCCCAGCUUCUACGCGGUCUCCUCCCAGGACUGCCAGUUUGCCCUGGGGGGCAAGAGCCAGAAGGCAGAGCUGCAGAUGCUGGCCCUGUCUGCGCUGCUCCCCUACGACAACCAGGACGGCGGGGUGUGGAAGCAAGGCUUCGACAUCACUUACGAGCCCCAGGAGUGGGGCACGGAGCCUCUGCAAGUCUUCGUGGUGCCGCAUUCCCACAACGACCCAGGCUGGAUCAAGACCUUCGACAAGUACUACUUCGACCAGACGCAGCACAUCCUGAACAGCAUGGUGGUGAAGCUGCAGGAAGACCCCCGGCGACGGUUCAUCUGGUCCGAAAUCUCCUUCUUCUCCAAAUGGUGGGACAACAUCAGCAGCCAGAAGCGGGCUGCUGUCCGCAGGCUGGUGGGCAACGGGCAGCUGGAGAUGGCCACCGGAGGCUGGGUGAUGCCCGACGAAGCCAACGCGCACUACUUUGCCAUGAUCGACCAGCUCAUCGAGGGCCACCAGUGGCUGGAGAAGAACAUGGGGGUGAUGCCGCGCUCGGGCUGGGCCGUGGAUCCCUUUGGACACAGCUCCACCAUGCCGUACCUCCUGAGGCGCGCCAACCUGACCAGCAUGCUCAUCCAGCGGGUCCACUACGCCGUCAAGAAGCACUUCGCAGCCACCCAGAACCUGGAGUUCAUGUGGAGGCAGAGCUGGGAUCCCGAUUCCAGCACAGACAUCCUCUGCCACAUGAUGCCCUUCUACAGUUACGACGUGCCCCACACCUGCGGCCCGGACCCCAAGAUCUGCUGCCAGUUUGACUUCAAGCGCCUGCCGGGAGGGCGCAUCAACUGCCCCUGGAAGGUGCCGCCCAAGGCCAUCACCAGCGCCAACGUGGCCGAGCGGGCGCAGCUCCUGCUCGACCAGUACCGGAAGAAGGCCAAGCUCUAUCGCAGCCCAGUGCUGCUGGUGCCGCUGGGGGACGACUUCCGCUACGACAAGCCCCAGGAGUGGGACGCCCAGUUCCUCAACUACCAGCGCCUCUUCGACUUCCUCAACGCCCACCCGGAGCUCCACGUCCAGGCCCAGUUCGGGACCCUUUCAGACUACUUUGAUGCCCUGUACAAGCGGAUGGGCAUCGUGCCCGGCAUGCGCCCGCCCGGCUUCCCCGUCGUCAGUGGGGACUUCUUCUCCUACGCGGACCGAGAAGACCACUACUGGACGGGCUACUAUACCUCCCGGCCCUUCUACAAGAGCAUGGGGCGGGUGCUGGAGGCCCACCUCCGGGGCGCCGAGAUCUUGUACAGCCUGGCCCUGAGUCACGCCCGCCACGCUGGGAUGGACAGCAAGUACCCGCUCUCGGACUACGCCUUGCUGACCGACGCCCGGCGCAACCUGGGCCUCUUCCAGCACCACGACGCCAUCACGGGCACGGCCAAGGAGGCGGUGGUGGUGGACUACGGGGUCCGGCUGCUUCACUCCCUGAUGAACCUCCAGCGGGUCCUCAUCAAUGCCGCACAUUACCUGGUGCUGGGCGACAAGGAGGCCUACCACUACGACCUGGCCGUGCCCUUCCUUGGCGCCGACGAGACGCGUCUCAACCAGGACUCCCUGCCGGAGAAAACGGUCAUCAAGCUGGACGCAGCGCCCAGGUUUGUGGUUGUCUUCAACCCCCUGGAGCAGGAGCGCCUGAGCGUCGUCUCCCUGCUAGUGAACACGCCCCGCGUCCGCGUCCAGAGCGAGGAGGGGCAGCCCCUGGCUGUGCAGCUCAGCGCCCAGUGGAGCUCUGCCACCGACAUGGCGCCCGACGUCUACCAGGUGUCCAUCAUGGCACGCCUGCCAGCCCUGGGCCUCAGCAUCCUGCAGCUGAGCAAGUCUUUUGACAGCCACAACACGCUCAAGUCGGCGGUGCGCCUCUUCCUCCACGGCCGUGACCUCCCCGUGCGCAAGCACGACGCCUUCCCGGUGCGCGUGGUCCCCACUGCCACGGAUGACUUUUGCCUGGAGAAUCAGCACUUGCGGGCCUGCUUCUCAGGGCCCAGUGGGGCACUCAAGAGCCUCUCCCCGGUGGGAGACGAGCAGGAGCAGCGGCUGAGCAGGCAGUUCCUUCUCUACGGGACCCGCAGCACCAAAGACAAGAGCGGCGCCUACCUCUUCCUGCCGGACGGAGAGGCCAAGCCCUACGUCCCCAAGGACCCCCCUGUGGUGCGGGUGACGGAGGGACCCUUCUUCUCGGAGGUGGCCGUUUACCACCAGCACGUCCAGGAGGUUGUCCGGCUCUACAACGUGCCAGGUGUGGACGGGCUUUCCCUGGAGAUCUCCUGCCUGGUGGACAUCCGUGACCACGUCAACAAGGAGCUGGCCCUGCGGUUCAGCACCGACAUUGAGAGCCAGGGGGCUUUCUUCACCGAUCUGAAUGGCUUCCAGAUCCAGCGCCGGCAGUAUCUGAAGAAGCUCCCUCUCCAGGCCAACUUCUACCCCAUGCCGGUCAUGGCCUACAUCCAGGACCAGCAGAGCCGCUUGACCCUGCAGACGGCUCAAGCCUUGGGUGUCUCCAGCCUCAGCAGUGGCCAGCUGGAGGUGAUUCUGGACCGGAGGCUGAUGCAGGACGACAACCGGGGCCUGGGGCAGGGGCUGAAGGACAACAAGAGGACCUGCCACCGCUUCCGCCUCCUGCUGGAGCGCCGCAGCCCAGCUCCGAAGAGCUCCGGCUUCUUUUCCAAACUGGCCUCCGUGUUUAGAGACUUGGUCUUUCCCAGCAGCAAGGCUGACAGCCAAGAGGUCCCGGACAGCCAGCCCACCGGCUUCCCCUCCCUCCUGAGUCACGUGACUUCCAUGCACCUGAACGCGGAGGUGCUGGCCAUGCGGGUCCUCCAGGAGAAGCCGGCCCCUCCGGCCCUCCGCUCCUUCCUGCCCCUCUCGGCCACCCUGCCCUGCGACUUCCACCUCCUCAACCUGCGGAUGCUGCAAGGCGAGGACGACUCUCUGCCCUCGACCGAGGCGGCGCUGAUCCUGCACCGCAAGGGCUUCGACUGCAGCCUGGAGGCCAGGAACCUGGGCUUCAAUUGCACCACCAGCCAGGGCACGCUGCCCCUCGGCAGCCUUUUCCAGGGCCUGGAGGUGAUCUCCUUGCAGCCCUCUUCUCUGACCCUGAUGUACCCGCUGGCCAGCUCCUCCCCCAACAGCACCACCGUCCACCUGGACCCCAUGGAAGUGGCCACCUUCCGCCUUCGCCUGGGGUAGCAGCAACCUGACUGGCCACCCCCCCCCACGCUGAGCGAGCCGGAUGGGCCACCGGGGCUCCUCUGCCCAGGCGGAAGUGCCUCAGCAGCACGAGGACGCUGUGCAGGCCGCCGGCCAGACUCUUCUCCAUUCACUCCCUUGGAAGCUGCUGCGUCAAAGGCCAGAGCGGGCUGUGCCCACUGGGGGGCGAGAUCAUAGCCACUGACGGCCACCGAGGCUUGCGGGGCCAGCUGGGCUGACCAGGAGGCUGCUGCGGCUGCGGCUGCUGUGGAGACCUCCACUCCCGCCCCCCUCCUCCUCCUCCUCCUCCUCCCUCUCGGCGACCACGAUCCGUGCGCUUGCGCGUCCUCACGCCCCGAGGCGGGAAAUGGACUUGAUGUCGCAAACACUGGAUGGAAACGGAGCCUGUGAGCUUCCUGGAGCUCAGGACAAGCUUUUAGUCAAGAAAACCUGUUUUUGGAA